Molecule: messenger RNA, 1398 nt
Organism: Nothoprocta perdicaria
Lineage: Eukaryota; Metazoa; Chordata; Aves; Tinamiformes; Tinamidae
Gene: SYT3
Product: synaptotagmin 3
Exons: 6
Coding region: 48-1385 (445 amino acids)
Biological process (GO): regulation of dopamine secretion; cellular response to calcium ion; calcium-ion regulated exocytosis
Cellular component (GO): membrane
Molecular function (GO): clathrin binding; SNARE binding; calcium-dependent phospholipid binding
Source: RefSeq, a predicted model, not a curated record
UGAGCCCCGGCACCCGCUGCGCCCGCCACGGAGCCGGCGGCCGCGCCAUGUCGGGGGACUACGAGGAGGACGUGUGCCGCAGCGCCCUGACGCUCGUCAAGGAGCUCUGCUUCUCGCUGCGCGCCCUGGAGCAGCACGAGAAGUGCCUCGAGUUCACCGACCUGCUGCGCAACCGCGGCCACCCGCGGCCCUCCGACGCCGACAUCUCGGUGAGCCUGCUCUCGGUGAUCGUCACCUUCUGCGGCAUCGUGCUGCUGGGCGUCUCGCUCUUCGUCUCCUGGAAGCUCUGCUGGGUGCCCUGGCGCGACAAGGGGGUGCCGGGGGCCGCCCCCCGCAAGGAGCCGCCCCUGGGCGCCGCGGGGCCCUUCGGGGAGCUGCUCCCCGAGGCGGGCGCCGCGUCGCCCGAGCGCGCCUACCUGGACAUGGGCGCGCGGCCCGAGGCGCCGCUGCGGCCCAGCCUCACGUCGCCCGAGCUGCCGCUGGAGAAGGAGGCCGGCGCCGCGGGGCUGCCCAGCGCCCUCUCGCAGCAGCCCGUGGCCGCCCCUCCACCGUCCCGCAGGUACAACCCGCGUCCCGCCGCGCCGCAGCCGCCCAGCCCGGACGGCGGCGGCCACGAGGACAAGGCCGAGCAGGCCACCAGCAUCGGGCAGAUCAAGCCCGAGCUCUACCAGCCCGGCGAGGCGGAGGCGCGGGCCGGCGCGCCCUGCGGCCGCCUCAGCGUGGCCGUGCGCUACGCCUACGGCUCCGAGCAGCUCGUCGUGCGCAUCCUGCGCGCCCUCGACCUGCCCGCCAAGGACGCCAACGGCUUCUCCGACCCCUACGUCAAGAUGUACCUGCUGCCCGACCGCAAGAAGAAGUUCCAGACCAAGGUGCACCGCAAGACGCUCAACCCCGUCUUCGACGAGACCUUCAGCUUCGGCGUGCCCUUCGCCGAGCUGCCCGCGCGCCGCCUCCACUUCAGCGUCUACGACUUCGACCGCUUCUCGCGCCACGACCUCAUCGGCCAGGUGGUGCUGGACAACCUGCUGGAGGCGGCCGAGCGCGACGCCGAGACGCCCAUCUGGAGGGACAUCCUGGAGGCCACCGCGGAGAAGGCCGACCUGGGCGAGGUGAACUUCUCGCUGUGCUACCUGCCCACGGCCGGGCGCCUCACGGUCACCAUCAUCCGGGCGUCCAACCUGCGCGCCAUGGACCUCACCGGCUACUCGGACCCCUACGUGAAGGCGUCGCUCAUGGCCGAGGGCCGGCGGCUCAAGAAGCGCAAGACGUCCAUCAAGAAGAACACGCUGAACCCCAGCUACAACGAGGCGCUCGUGUUCGACGUGCCGCACGCCAGCGUGCACAGCGUCAGCCUCACCAUCGCCGUGCUCGACUACGACUGGUGAGCGCCCGCGGGCG